Rhinolophus ferrumequinum (greater horseshoe bat) is the source of this 481-nucleotide messenger RNA. RefSeq names its product cytochrome c oxidase subunit 7C, mitochondrial. Gene Ontology annotation, biological process: mitochondrial electron transport, cytochrome c to oxygen. NCBI's taxonomy places the organism in Eukaryota, Metazoa, Chordata, Mammalia, Chiroptera, Rhinolophidae. The record is from RefSeq and is a predicted model, not a curated record. The coding region runs from base 119 to 310 and encodes 63 amino acids. The transcript has 3 exons.
AUUUCCCACCUUACCUUUCGGCCAUUUCACGCAGAAGAACUAGGUCGUGAGAAAAGGAGGAACCGCCAUUUCCUCCGUUUUCGGUCUCUGCGCCUUUUGCAGGCCUCCCAACGGCGCUAUGUUGGGACAGAGCAUCCGGAGGUUCACAACCUCUGUGGUCCGUAGAAGCCACUAUGAGGAGGGCCCAGGGAAGAAUUUGCCAUUUUCAGUGGAAAACAAGUGGCGGUUGCUAGUUAUGAUGACUCUGUACUUUGGAUCUGGAUUUGCGGCACCUUUCUUUAUAGUAAGACACCAGCUGCUUAAAAAAUAAGGAUGUUUUACUUAAUCCGUGAAACAGAUAUGAAGAGGAACAUUUUAAGAGGUGCAGUCACUUUGAAAAAUGGAUCAAACUGUUGAACUCAACAUACUAGAAAUGUUUGUAAAUAAACUUACGGCAUGAAUCCUUAAUGCCUCUUCUCUCAAAUACAAAAUGUGAUAACGA